This is a messenger RNA of Diachasmimorpha longicaudata, 826 nucleotides long. It is a transcript of the gene EMC7, whose product is annotated as ER membrane protein complex subunit 7. The coding region runs from base 51 to 719 and encodes 222 amino acids. Lineage: Eukaryota; Metazoa; Arthropoda; Insecta; Hymenoptera; Braconidae. The record is from RefSeq and is a predicted model, not a curated record. Gene Ontology annotation, molecular function: carbohydrate binding. The transcript has 3 exons. Gene Ontology annotation, cellular component: EMC complex.
GAAUUGCUGCUGAUUUCCGGGUGUUUCAUCCCGAUGAUAGUAACAUCAACAUGACGUGGGUGAAAAAUUGUUUUACACUUAUUGUGUUAUUGGGAAGUUUGUGUAAUUUAGUGAUUGCUGAGGGCGAUGAGGACUCCUCGACAGAUCUUUAUGUUAUCGAAGGUAAAGUCUUUCCGUGGGAGCAUGCCGGUGCCACGACCUGGCAAAUCAUGACACAUGUCAUGGCCAAUGGAGGAGAGUAUUAUGGAUUUUUGAGGGAGGACGGCACUUUCACAAUAUCAAACGUCCCCUCCGGAUCCUACAUAGUGGAGGUAAUAAAUCCAAAUUACGCGUACGAGCAAGUACGAGUGGAGAUAAACUCAAAGGGAAAAUUCCGGGCAAGAAAAGUCAACUUGAUCCAGACGUCUCAAGUCAUUCAAGUGCCAUAUCCCCUGAAAAUGAGGCCAUUGACACCAUUCCGGUAUUUCCAAGUCAGGGAGCAGUGGAGAGUGACAGACUUCUUAUUCAAUCCCAUGGUGCUCAUGAUGAUUCUACCGCUGGUCCUUAUCAUGAUCCUGCCAAAGAUUAUGAACGAUCCCGAGACGAGGAAAGACAUGGAGCAGUUGAAUAAUCUGACGAGCUACAACAUGCCCGAAAUGUCAGAAGUGAUUACCUCCUUCCUCUCCGGUGGCGAAAAGCAGAAACCAAAGGCUGUUAAGGCGGCUAAAAAGAGACAAUGAGGGGAUUAUUUAACUUACUAUUAUUGUUAUUUUCUAAGUGUAAAGCACAUUUUUUUGUUUUUCAGAGCUAAGAAAUUCAAUAAAUAAAUGCAACGUAAGUUAUUGUA